This is a messenger RNA of Babesia ovata, 864 nucleotides long. RefSeq names its product cell motility mediator, putative. The transcript has 10 exons. Bases 1 to 864 code for a protein of 287 amino acids. The record is from RefSeq and is a predicted model, not a curated record. NCBI's taxonomy places the organism in Eukaryota, Apicomplexa, Aconoidasida, Piroplasmida, Babesiidae.
AUGAGGAGGCAUACCCAUGCAGGUAGCUGGUACGAUGAUGAUGCCGAUUCACUCCAACAAGAAAUUGAGGAGGCUUUAUCUACGGAUGAAGAGGCUUCACUGCCGUCACCGAAGUAUAUAAUCUCACCACACGCUGGUUACACAUACUCUCUGAAAACAGCAGCCACAGUGUAUCGAAAGAUUGAUGUGCUAAAGAUUGUCACCAUCUUCAUUUUGGGCCCGUCGCAUUACGUAUCCUUUCGAGGGUGCGGAAUUGACACCUUCAGCUCGCUUCAGACGCCUGUUGGGGUACUUCAGGUGGAUACGGAUAUAACCAAAAAGCUGCUCAAUGAAGAUGGGUUUCUGGAAAUCAGCAGGGCUGCUGCGGAGAGAGAGCAUAGCAUCGAGAUGCAGUUACCGAUACUAAGACACCUAAUGAACAGGGCGGGUGCGGGUCAAGUUAAGGUUGUACCUAUAAUUGUGGGAUCAAUGGACGCUAAGCGUUUGGAAAUGGCCGGCAAAGCACUGCUUCCUUACUUUCAAAACAAGGAUACGGCCUUUGUCAUUUCAUCCGACUUUUGCCACUUUGGACGCAGAUUCGACUUCACCGUGACGGGGUACGAAAAUGAGCCUAUUCCUUUGUGUGAGGGUAUUAAAAAGCUUGAUAUGGAUGGAGUGGAUCACAUCCUCAAGCAUGACCUAGACGGGUUCAGGGAGUACCUGAUGGAAACCGGCAACACUAUAUGCGGCUGCAACGCAAUACAGGUUCUGCUAAUGCUAAUAAAACUUUCGGAGAUGAGCAUCCGCUCAGAAAUGAUAGCAUACACCCAGGGGAUCCAAGACAGUUCUGUAUCAUACUGCUCAAUUGCCGGCGUCGAAUCCUGA